Molecule: messenger RNA, 435 nt
Organism: Physeter macrocephalus (sperm whale)
Lineage: Eukaryota; Metazoa; Chordata; Mammalia; Artiodactyla; Physeteridae
Product: translation initiation factor IF-2-like
Exons: 3
Coding region: 1-387 (128 amino acids)
Source: RefSeq, a predicted model, not a curated record
AUGACGAUGAGCGCACCGAGUCCCGGGCAGCGACUGCAGAAACAGCGGGAGACGCCGACUCGAGGCCUUCAGUCAAGGCCAUCACCUUCAGACCCACCGCCAACAGCUCCCGCCCAGCUCGGCGGCGGCGGCGGCGCGCGCGCUCCCGGACGUCCUCACGCGCGCGCGCCCCACCCCCGCGCGAUGCGCCGAGGGACUGGCAGCGACGACGGGGCGGGGCAGAGGCCGCCUGGGGGUGUUGGCCGCGAAGAGGCGGCUGCGGCUGAGAAGCGCCAGGAGGCGUCUGCGUUAAACAAUAAGCGAAUUUCAGAAGCCUGGGAAGUCCAAGAUCAAGGUGUCAGCAGAUUUGGUGUCUGCAGGACUUCUCAAACUUUCAUGUUUAUAUGAAUAACCCCAAUCACCAGGGGAUCUUGUUAAAAUGCAAAUUCUGAUUUG